Messenger RNA from Pestalotiopsis fici W106-1, 504 nucleotides. RefSeq lists its product as uncharacterized. The transcript has a single exon. Bases 1 to 504 code for a protein of 167 amino acids. The record is from RefSeq and is a predicted model, not a curated record. Lineage: Eukaryota; Fungi; Ascomycota; Sordariomycetes; Amphisphaeriales; Sporocadaceae.
AUGUGUCGUGCUAUCCAGAUUGCUCUAGCACCAGUGACUGCAACUAGUUCUACAGAGUCGCAGCCAUCGUCGAAUGCAAUCAUCACAGAUGAUGAAGUUGUAGUCGAUACGUUACCGAUGACCUUACUUGAGCGAGCCAUCCAGUGUGCCAUCCGGCUCAGGUUGGAUCUACUACUGUCUGGUAAGUAUUACCAUUGGGUUUUCUUCAAGCCCGGGACCAAUUUUGACUUCAAGACAAUGAGUACGAACUCGACUCCCAACAACCGAAGUUAUGUCUACACGAAGAAAAAUAAAUCUCGGAAGCGCCAGCGCAGCAGUGAUGACUUGAGAGUCGGUGGACCUAUCAAGUUAUGCAUCUUCCCGGCGCUGUAUGAAGAUGACUCUGCAAAGCAUCUUACCAGUGAUUGUGGAUUGUUGUUUUGGGACAGUUUCGACAUGCGGCAACAUUCUUCAGUAGACUUGCAAGGUUCAAGAUUGAUUUCGCCUGCUGUUGUGUUAGUAUGA